UGUUAUGUAACAGGUGGGACCGCGGGAACCAGGAAGUGUUAAUUGUUGGCAGUAUAAAUAUCGGCACCAUAAGGGUGCAAGAGAACCAGGUAGUCGAUGUGCAGCUGUGUUUUGGUGUUCCUGUGUUCCCGUGGUUCCCCCUGUGACGAGGGCGAGUCGGCGGAUAUACUUUUGGACGUCAGUAUUCCGGACUCUCCCGAGCCAAAACUUCAGCGUACAGCCAGACAGCAUCCCAUCACGUUCGCGUGCGCACAAGCUAUAGUUAUUACUGGCUUCCUCUCCUCGUCAAGCGUAAUCAGUUGUCACGGGACAGGAACCAAAAUGGAAAUAACACCUGGAAAGCAGCUUACCCUGGAGAUGUUGAAGGAAGCCAGAGACACCGUGAUGAAUAGCCCUCUAGGAGUUGUUAACACUCCACUAAUACCUUUGAGUCAAACAGCAUUACCACUGGAUGUCACCUACAACCUCUAUAUAAAGAUGGAAAACAUGCAAAGGACAGGUUCCUUUAAGAUUAGGGGGGUAGCUAAUCAAUUUGCUAGAAGACCAAAAGGAGGACAUUUUGUUACAAUGUCAGCAGGAAACUAUGGGAAGUCAUUUGCUUAUGCCUCAAAACACUAUGGUUCAAGAGGAAAAGUACUGAUGCCAGAAACAGCCCCUGCCACAAGGUCUUCUGUAAUCACUAGCUUUGGAGUUGAGGUGGAACGCAUGCCAACUACAUUGUUAUUGUCUGCUGUUGAGCGUUGCGUGCAGGAGGAUAAUAUGACUUUCCUGCAUUCCUACGAUGACAUAGAUCUAAUUGCUGGGCAUGGGAGUCUUGGUCUGGAAAUCCUUGAGGUCAUCCCUAACCCAGAUGUUGUAGUCCUGUGCUGUGGAGGUGGAGGGCUAUUGGCUGGUGUAGCUGCUGCCAUUAAACUUUCAAACUGUAACAGCACUAUGAUAUAUGGAGUUGAACCAGAAGGAGCCUGCACCAUGUACACAAGCUUUAUUGAGAAGAAUCCAGUAUCUAUGGAUGCAAAAAGUAUUGCAGCAGGACUGGCUCCUCCUUUUGCAGGUGCCAUCACAUUUCAGAUUUGCCAACAGUAUGUAGAAGAAAUUGUACUUGUCAAAGAUGAUGAAAUUAAAGCUGCAGUCUCCACACUGUACAGGGCUGGCAUUGUUGUGGAACCAUCAGGAGCAGCAGCCUUUGCAGCUAUUUCUGGAAACAAGAUACCAGACCUCAAAGGGAAAAAUGUAGUUGUUGUUUUAAGUGGGGGCAACAUUGGUAAAGAUGAAUUAAGCAAUUUUCCUGAUUAAACAAAACAUCUGUGGAGAAUAUAGUUUUCAGAUGUAACAAACCAGUAUGCUGUGUUAAACCUUAUGCAGACCUACAGUAGCACAACCAUGAAUAUAUGAAAAUAAAAUAAAUAAACUCAA
Acipenser ruthenus (sterlet) is the source of this 1413-nucleotide messenger RNA. Its product is annotated as L-threonine dehydratase catabolic TdcB-like. The coding region runs from base 97 to 1293 and encodes 398 amino acids. The record is from RefSeq and is a predicted model, not a curated record. The transcript is spliced from 9 exons. Gene Ontology annotation, molecular function: L-serine ammonia-lyase activity; threonine deaminase activity. Gene Ontology annotation, biological process: L-threonine catabolic process; L-serine catabolic process. NCBI's taxonomy places the organism in Eukaryota, Metazoa, Chordata, Actinopteri, Acipenseriformes, Acipenseridae.